CCCGGCCCCCCUGGGCGACGGCGGGCGCGGUCGCGGCCGGUGAUGAUGGCCGAGGACUCGCCGAAGAGGCGCAAGGCCAAUUUCAACGAGGCGGAGACGGAGGUGCUGAUCGAGCAGGUGCUGAAGCACGAGCAGCUGCUGUUCGCCGCCGGGCCGGGCCGCGCAUCGCCGGGCCAGAAGCGGAAGGUGUGGGAGCUGAUCCGGCACAAGGUGAACCCGGUGGCCGCCUGCCCCCGCGACGUUGAGGACCUGAAGAAGCGCUGGCGGGACCUGAAGCGCCGCGACCGCAGCAAGCUGUGCCGCCUGUCGCAGGGCUGCGGGCCGCCGGGCCCCGCCGCCGCGCUCGGCCUUGGCCUCCUGCUGGCCCCCGAGGAGAUGCCGCCCGCCGCCGCCGUGCCGCCCGGCCGCCACCACCACCACCUCCACCGCCUCCACCACCACCACCACCACCGCGCCUACGGCUCCCUGCUGCCCGCCGAGGCCGUGCCCAUCGUGGGCGGCAUCGACACGCUGGAGCUGCCCGGCGCCGCCGUGGGGGAGAUGGGAUUUAACGAUGAUCCUGGCCCAUCUCAUCAACCUGGUCUUGAGAAGAUGAACCUGAAAGAAGAAAUAGUAGUGAAAGUGGUAGAGCCAGAAGAAAGCUCUGAGGACAUGGCAGUGGUUCCGCCUAGCCAAGAACAACUACCUUUUCUGGGGACAUCGGGUGGUGGUUCCUCUGGGAAAGUAAAAGCCAAAACAAAAGCCAGGCCCCAGGCAGACCAAAAUGAAAUAACUGAAGCGGACCUAGUGCAGAUUCAGCAGACCCAGAUGCAGGUGAUCCAGUCUGGCUUUGACAAUGUCAACCACAAUCUUCGGCUGCUGCAGCAAGGUAUGCAAGAUCUGAGCAACAGCCUCAGCAUCAUGGCGCAGACACUUGUUGCUAUCAAAAACGUGUAUGUGAAAAACAACACUGGCCCGACCACGUACGCCACCGCCUCUACUCAGACCGCAGCCGGGUACCUGAGUCCGGGCUCUCCCCAGGUCUCCCCCACUGAGGACAGAGGCAGAGCACAAGUGGCGGGAAGCAGCAGCAGAAGCAGCAGCUGCAGUUCCAGUUCCAUGUCACAAGAACCAGGUCCUUCGGAGUUUCCUAGGCCCACCCUGAGAACCAUUAAGAAAGAACAUCCAAAUGGCUGCUACUACUUCUGCUUUGCAGACGUGUAAAAACUUGAAUAUAUGUACAGUGACUGUGGUGUUAGGUGCUGUUGUAUGUUCUACUCCAGCCUGUGACUUUGAAGGAGCAAAAUGGACUUGCCUCCCACAUUUUUCCCAGUGGGAAAUAUUUCAUUAUAGGUGGCAUUAAACACUAAUUACCAAUCUCCUGUUUGUUAACUGUUGCAGUUGGCUAAUGUUUUUCUUCUGUACUCAUUAUCCUCUUACCCUCUUAAAAACAAACAAAAACACAGAUUUAUUUUGACUAAGACUCUUGUCUGUAUUAUCCUUUGUUUAACGUGACCUUUUGGGAAAAUAAAAGGCGUGAGAGUGGGGUGAAAAAGUAACAUUAAGGUUACUGACCAGCAGGAGCUGUCUUACACCACUCGCUUAGUUUUUUUAUUAAACAAAUGCCAAAAGUAACUAAUGUUUUAAAGUAGCUGCUUUUUCUAACAAUUAGAAUGUUGAGGCUGUUUGCUUGGUUAUGUUUUUCUGUUUGGUUGGUUUUGUUUUGUUUGUGUUUUUGUUUUGUUAUGUCUGAGCUGUGUGAGGCAUCAGGAAGGGUUUGGCAUACCUGCUUUCUCUGGGAAUAGUUUAGGAUUGGGCUGUUGAUUCGUGAAUGUAAUUCCCACAAUUCAUACAGCUUUGCUCCACCUGGCUAUUGUUCAUUCCCAGCUUGUCAAAUGCACCUUCUCAGAGGCAUUUUGCCUUACUUCACUAGCAGAGUAGGCUCUCUCUUGUCACAUGAUUAAAAUAGAUAAAUACAGCAAAACCGAUAA
Molecule: messenger RNA, 1970 nt
Organism: Oxyura jamaicensis (ruddy duck)
Lineage: Eukaryota; Metazoa; Chordata; Aves; Anseriformes; Anatidae
Exons: 2
Coding region: 43-1203 (386 amino acids)
Cellular component (GO): nucleus
Source: RefSeq, a predicted model, not a curated record